This is a messenger RNA of Neopelma chrysocephalum (saffron-crested tyrant-manakin), 2345 nucleotides long. It is a transcript of the gene G6PC2, whose product is annotated as glucose-6-phosphatase catalytic subunit 2. Gene Ontology annotation, cellular component: membrane. The record is from RefSeq and is a predicted model, not a curated record. Gene Ontology annotation, biological process: glucose 6-phosphate metabolic process; gluconeogenesis. The coding region runs from base 824 to 1774 and encodes 316 amino acids. Gene Ontology annotation, molecular function: glucose-6-phosphatase activity. NCBI's taxonomy places the organism in Eukaryota, Metazoa, Chordata, Aves, Passeriformes, Pipridae. The transcript has 8 exons.
ACGCGUUUCCUGAGAGCCCGCUAAGGGCGCUGCGGCCGGGUUGCCCGCAGGGCCGAGGCGGGGGAACAGCCUGCUCCGUACUGAACAAACCAGGCUCGCUCUGGGGAGCGGGACGGUUCCCUUUCGCUCCUCUGAAGCCGCAGGUUGUUUCCAGUGUCUGUUUGACUCACAGAACAUGGUCCUAAGUUUUGUGAGGCUUCUGAAUUGCCUUUUAAUUCCCCAGGCCUGAAUUCUCUCGAGUGUGAUAACAAUUUACCCCUUAAGGUAGAUCGCUGUGAGAGGAGAGCGGCCCGCACCUCUUCGAUGUGAACAAACCCACCACACAGUAGCCCUGCCCGCACCCAGUCAAACACUUGCAUAAGCCUCUGUCAUAGCGAAUGUGCUCCUUAUGACACCGUGCCUGGUUUUUCUCCAGUUCUUUAUAUUCCCUUUUGGCUCUUGAUAAGCGCUAGUUUGUGAUCCCAGGUAGCAGCCUUCAGUUUAUCAUAAAAGCUACUUUUGGUCAUUUUGUUACCACAGCUAAUUAUUUUCUCCUAGCUUUACUUUUUGCCGGUGCUAUUUAGAUAGUCUCAGACUAGUGUAAACUUAUUAAAGUGUUGAGAAUUGCUCUGAAAGAAUUAAUUACUGCCUUCCCCCCACCGUACCCAAAGCAAAGGCUGAGGAACUAAUUUGAUCAUGACAAGGCCAAACCUUGGUUCUACAAUAUCAAAACAGGACAAAAAAGUGCUUGGAAAGUCUUUAGUGUCUCAGACUUUCAUUGGUUGUGAAGUACUACAGGCAGGACAAGAGAUGACUGGCAUGUCAGUUGUUGAUUGCCUCUUAGAUGGAGCAGGAUCAUGAGUGCUUCCAGCUCAACCAAGUGGUUGGUACUAAAAUGAUAUGGGUGGCAGUCAUUGGUGAUUGGUUCAACCUCAUAUUUAAAUGGAUUUUAUUUGGCCAUCGCCCAUACUGGUGGGUGCAAGAAACAAUGAUUUAUCCUAAUCAAUCAAGCCCAUGCCUUGAACAGUUUCCUAUAACGUGUGAAACUGGACCAGGAAGCCCAUCUGGACAUGCCAUGGGAUCAUCCUGCGUCUGGUAUGUAAUGGUCACUGCAGCGCUUAGCUACACUGUUAGAUGGAAAGAUAAAUUAGCUGUUACCCUUCACAGACUGACAUGGUCAUUCCUCUGGAGUAUUUUUUGGAUUAUCCAGAUCAGUGUGUGCAUUUCAAGAGUAUUCAUAGCAACACAUUUCCCUCAUCAAGUUAUUCUUGGAGUAUUUGCUGGCAUUCUUGUGGCAGAAGCAUUUGAGCAUACCCCUGCUAUCCAGACUGCGAGCUUGAGAAUGUACAUCAAGACAAACUUGUUUCUUUUCAUCUUUGCCCUUGGGUUUUAUCUGUCCCUCAAACUUCUUGAUAUUGACUUGCUAUGGUCUGUUCCAAAGGCCAAGAAGUGGUGUGCCAACCCAGACUGGAUAAACAUUGACACAACUCCAUUUGCUGGACUGGUGAGGAAUUUAGGGGCACUCUUUGGUUUAGGUCUUGGAAUUAAUUCUGAAAUGUUCGUCACAAGCUGCAAAGGUAAAAAUAGCUGCAAGCUAAGUUUUCGCAUAUUGUGUAUAGCUGCUUCUUUAGCUACACUGCAGCUAUAUAAUUUCGUUAAGAUACCUACUCAUACUGAGUAUUUGUUCUACAUUCUCUCCUUCUGUAAGAGUGCAGCUAUGCCUCUGACUGUAGUUGCCUUGGUUCCAUACUGUGUCCACUCAUUAAUGAAGACAACUGAAAAGAAACUUAAUUAAGUAAAGGUUCAAAAUGAUUAGCAUUGUGGGGAUGGAUAUGAGCUGUUCAAGAACCUUCCACAAAGGCAGUUUUGUUAACUCAUUUUAACCAAAGGAAUGCUACUGCAUCUUUGAUGUGCUCCUGGUAAGUAACCAGUACAUCCAAAAUCAGUACACUCUAGAAUGACUUUGGCAGCUCAUAAAUAUUAGUUGCUGAUUCCUAGAAAUAUUGCAACCACACUGCAGUAUGGUUAGAAAUGGCCCAAUACUCUGGGUCAUAACAAAGUUUUAAAGUAUAAUCAACUAGUUUUAUUUAGCUAUAUGGUGGUCUUUAAGUUCUCUCCAUCUCUAGCUAGAUGAUGCUUCAAGCGUCAGUUGUACAUAGUGGUACUCGGUAUUUAAUUUUUUAUAUAUAGAUACUGUGUGUUAAACUGCUACAUAAUGGUGUGACAGUAUCACACCACCUACGAUUGUACGGCUGUACCCAGGCACUGUGAAAAAGGCCAGCGUAGUUAUAAGCAAGGCUUUACAUUUAACUUAUUGAGCUUCCUGAGCAAAACAGCUUCUGAUUAAGUCAGAUGAGAAAAAAAAA